AUGUUGGUGGAUAGUUUUAAUCAAGCUUUGUCCGACUGUGAUCUUGUUGAUAUGGAGUUAAUCGGGUAUCUUUACACUUGGGAGUGUGGGAGAGGCACUGAUUCAUGGAUUGAAAUUCGUCUUGAUCGUGCUCUUGUUUGUUCUAACUGGUUCCAGAGGUUUCGUAUGGCUCAGCUACAUAACUUGGAAGUCUCUGCUUUGGAUCAUUGUCCACUGCUUCUUGAGCCGACGGUACGUUCUGUGACGGUGCCAUUUCGUCAAUUCCGUUUUGAAAAUGCCUGGCUCCGUGAACCGUUGUGCCGCCAAGUUGUUAAAGAUAGUUGGGACCUUUGUGAAGGUCAGCAUGUUAUGAAGAAAAUUUCAUAUUGUGGGGAAUCUCUUCAAGCGUGGGGGCAAGAUUAUACAAGUAAUUUUCAGCAAAGAAUUAGCCAUUGCAAGCGGGAAAUUCAGUAUUAG
Cannabis sativa is the source of this 456-nucleotide messenger RNA. RefSeq lists its product as uncharacterized. Lineage: Eukaryota; Viridiplantae; Streptophyta; Magnoliopsida; Rosales; Cannabaceae. The coding region runs from base 1 to 456 and encodes 151 amino acids. The record is from RefSeq and is a predicted model, not a curated record. The transcript has a single exon.